AUGGAAGUAGAUCAGGUACCUCAGCUCGCGAAAUGUCGCAUUCUUGCGGCAACGCUGGAGGAAAAUGCCCACGAUUGGUUCAGCCAAUUGCUUGAGGCCUCAAUCUCGACAUGGGAAACCUUUGUCGAUCUAUUCCUCACGCAUUUUCAAGCCAUGAUGACUAAUAGGCCGCCCUAUACUACUCUGGCUAACAUCAAGCAAGAACCCGGUGAGUCUUUACAGGACUAUUUUAAACGUUUUAAUGUCGAGGUAACAAAAGUUGAGAAGGCUCCCGAGUCUUCGCUUGUUUGUAUGCUAAUAACAGGUGUCUUGCCGAGAACCGAUUUUUGGAAGGAGCUACAGGCCUGGAGACCAGAAUCGCUAGUCCAGUUCUUUGCCAUGGCCGAACCGCAUAAGAGGAUUGAAAACUCUCUGGCAGAAUUGGAGAAAGGCAAAGGCAAGCGUAACUCACCAGUGUCGCGGUCACGAUCCCGUAGUCCCCGAGGGAAAAGUUCCAGAGGUCGAAGACCAAGAAGACGCAGUCCACGAAGACAGCGAAGCCUGAAACUGGCCAAGUCCCCUCCAAAGAAGGAGUCCUCGCCGAAAAGGAAAGGUGGACCGCGCUUUGUGAACUAUACUGAACUCGCAGUACCACGAGGCCGUAUCUACGCCAUCGAGGAGAAGAAUGGGGUCUUCGAGAAGCAACCCCCGAUCAGGGGAAAUCGCGACAAAAGAGACCCCAAAAAAUUCUGUAAGUACCAUAAAGAUAUUGGUCACCCCACUUUGGAGUGUUGGUUUUUACAGGAUGAAGUUGAAGAGCUGAUCCGGAGGGGAAAAUUCAACAAGUAUAAAAGGAACGAGGAAAGUCAUCGCCGAGCGGAUGACAAAGAGGAAAAUUAA
Cannabis sativa is the source of this 879-nucleotide messenger RNA. RefSeq lists its product as uncharacterized. The transcript has a single exon. The record is from RefSeq and is a predicted model, not a curated record. Lineage: Eukaryota; Viridiplantae; Streptophyta; Magnoliopsida; Rosales; Cannabaceae. The coding region runs from base 1 to 879 and encodes 292 amino acids.